Molecule: messenger RNA, 978 nt
Organism: Marmota monax (woodchuck)
Lineage: Eukaryota; Metazoa; Chordata; Mammalia; Rodentia; Sciuridae
Product: olfactory receptor 2AE1-like
Exons: 2
Coding region: 1-978 (325 amino acids)
Biological process (GO): G protein-coupled receptor signaling pathway
Cellular component (GO): membrane
Molecular function (GO): olfactory receptor activity; G protein-coupled receptor activity
Source: RefSeq, a predicted model, not a curated record
AUGAAUGGCCAUUCCUAUUUCUCAGGUUCUCGAUCUGGGACCGUGUGGCUGAGGAAUCAGAUGUCUCUGGCAGACUUCAUCCUUGAAGGGCUCUUUGAAGACUCCUUGACCCACCUUUUCCUUUUCUGCCUGACCAUGGUGGUCUUCCUUGUUGCACUGAAUGGCAACACCCUCAUCAUCAUCCUCAUCUGUGUGGAUCGUGGGCUUCACACACCCAUGUACUUCCUGCUUAGCCAGCUCUCCCUCAUGGACCUGAUGCAUAUCUGCACAACCAUCCCCAAGAUGGUUACCAACUACCUGUCUGGCAGGAAGUCCAUCUCCUUCCUGGGAUGUGCCACCCAGCACUUCCUCUAUUUGUCUCUGGGUGGUGCUGAGUGUCUUCUGCUAGCUCUCAUGUCCUAUGACAGGUAUGUUGCCAUCUGUCAUCCUCUGCGUUACACUGUGCUCAUGAGCAGGAAGGUGGCAGUGAUGAUGGCCCUCACAUCAUGGUUGGGGGCAUCUCUGAACUCCCUAAUUCACACUUUAAUCUUGAUGCACGUUCCUUUCUGUGGGACUCGGAAAAUACACCACUUCUACUGUGAGUAUCCAGCUGUUGUGAAGUUGGUAUGUGUUAACAUCACUGUCUAUGAGUCCACAGUGUACAUCAGCACCAUCGUACUUCUCCUCCUCCCCAUAAUCCUGGUUUCUACAUCCUAUGGCUUCAUCCUGCACAGUGUCAUUGAGAUGCAUUCAGCUGGGAGUAAGAGAAAUGUCUUUGCCACUUGCAGCUCCCACCUCAUUGUGGUGUCUCUCUGGUUUGGUACCUGCAUCUUCUCAUGCAUGAGGCCCAGGUCCCAGUGCACUCCACGGCAAGACAAAGUUGGUUCUGUGUUAUAUAGCAUCAUUAAUCCCACUCUGAAUCCUCUGAUUUAUGCUUUCUGGAAUAAUGAUGUAGCUAAGGCUCUGAGGAGAGUGUUAGGGAUACAGAUCACCCAGUGA